AUGGCCGGGAAGCAGCGGCUGCGAGCCUCCAAGGCCUGCCAGCGAUGCAGCCGGCGCAAGGUCAAAUGCGACGCCGCCGAGCUGGGUUGUCCUUGCAGCCGAUGCCGCAUGGACAACGUCGCCGAGUGUACACUGACUUCCUCCCGUCGGGGGACCUAUGAUCGGGCAGGGUUUCGACGGCAGAUGGCCAACUCUGCAUCGUCAGCCCGGUCGUCAACUCCCCAGCUUGACAGCAGGCCAGAGAUACCUUUGAACGUAGAUCAACCAGGUCAACCAUCUGCCGUGUUGACUCGCCCGCCCGACAGUGUACCCUCGACCUCGACAGACGCAUCAGACCACCCAUCACUGUCGGCGAUGUUCGAAAGCUUCCUCGACCGCGAGGGCCACGAAGACCUCUGCAAGGCGAAACUAGUUUUGUUCGGCGAACCCUCUCCCUUGACGUUUGCGCUGCAGCUGCGGCGGGACAUGAAUUCGGGCCUCCACGACACCAACCAGCGUGUCUUGAACAGUGACUCACUGACCGUCGUUCAAGAAGACGUGCAUCCAAAGCAUCUACGCUCGCACGAUAUUGAGUGUCUCAAGGCGAAGGGGGCGUUCAUUUACCCAGAAUCAGAUUCUCUGGCGGAGAUGAUCGACGUCUUUUUGGAGCGUUUCUACCCUCUAUACUCAGUGGUAAAUCCAGCAGACCUACGCAAGGCGCAGCAGGAACGGAAACUGCCCUGGAUCCUGCUCCAUUCCAUCUGUUUUAUUGCCAUGACCUUCUGCGAGCCAGCUACAAUCUACAAGGCUGGGUUUCGGUCCCGCGCUGAGGCGCGUCAGACCUACUACGAUCGGGCCAAGGCACUUUUCGAUUUGAAUUAUGAAAACAGCAAGAUCCUUCUAGUCAAGGUGGCGAUCCUGCUGAGUUUCAAGGGCCCUCAGAUGGACUGCUACUGGAACCCGUGUUCGUGGAUUGAGGUAGGGGUAACCAUGGCUGUGGCCUUAGGACUGCACCGCAAAUCUGUUGCAGUCAAUGGGACCUUGAAUGAUCAAGGCCUGCUCAGGCGGUUAUGGUGGGCGCUGGUUGCUCGCGAUGCCCAUUGUUCCGCCCUGCUAGGCCGGCCAUUCCGUAUUAAUAUAGCCCAGUGCGAUGUUGAGAUGUUGACGCAGGACGACUUCCCGGAUGAAAAUAUAUCAGGCUACUCCCACGAGUCGGUCGAGUACCAGAUCCAAGCCACCAAGCUAUCCCUUAUCCUGCGAGACAUCAUGUUCCUGCGCUUCGGACCGACCAGUGUAAGCUUUACCACAGAUCUAAUCCACGAGCAACUGGCCGCCUGGAAAACAAACCUCCCAGUCACUAUGCAAUGCCAGCUCGGUCACUCCUCCAUAUCAGCCGUGCAGCUCGACAUCUUGCUUAAUUACCACACAAUGCUCCUCCACAUGGAGCAGCCCCACCAGUCAAGACCCAAUCCAUCCACCCUCUCAACCGGCUACGAUUCCACCGGCAUCGCCGAGUCCUCAGCCCUAGCCGUCUCAUCAAGCGCAAUAAAGCUCAUGACCCGGACCUCCAUCUGCAAUAUCCCUCACGAGGUCUUCCCCGGCUUCUUCAUGGCAGGCAUCAUCCUCUACCAGCAGACCCAACAAGCGCAGAACGCCCAUCUGGCGAGAAUGACCCAGGCCAGCUUCGACAACUGCCAGAUGCUGUUAAACCAGGCUCAGAAUACCUGGGACCCGGGGGUUUGGGCAAUGAAGGCUUUUGAAUUCCUUCUGUUUGCUGCGGAUGCUGUCGAAUCUCGCAUCCCUGGAGAUAGUACGUCUCUAGACGUUAAUCACGACGCUUCCCAGCCCCAGGCUCCGGGAUAUCCGAAUGUGGCCCCGGAUUUUGAUUGGAAUGUGCCUGGGGAUUUGGCGGAUUAUAUGCUUCUGCCGAACUUUUUUGCGCUGCCAUUUGAUAGCUAG
Messenger RNA from Aspergillus versicolor CBS 583.65, 1938 nucleotides. Its product is annotated as Zn(II)2Cys6 transcription factor. Bases 1 to 1938 code for a protein of 645 amino acids. Gene Ontology annotation, biological process: DNA-templated transcription; regulation of DNA-templated transcription. The transcript has a single exon. The record is from RefSeq and is a predicted model, not a curated record. NCBI's taxonomy places the organism in Eukaryota, Fungi, Ascomycota, Eurotiomycetes, Eurotiales, Aspergillaceae. Gene Ontology annotation, molecular function: DNA-binding transcription factor activity, RNA polymerase II-specific; zinc ion binding; DNA binding.